AUGGGACGUCAGUCAAUAGCCUCCGAAAUCUAUGACAAUGAGUCUAAAAUCAACUUCGGUGUGCCAGACAGUGUCAAGAGUGUCGAUGAUGUGAAUUCUCACCCGGCGGGUCUGGGCCUGGGGAGUUCUAUCCAGCUUUUCGAGACUGAGCCUACGGUUGAAGAGCAAGAAAGGAGAUUCGGCAUUCAGCAAUGGCUUAUCUUCAUCUGUAUUGUCAUUUUGGCGAUGAUGGACUCUUUCAAUGCGACCAUUUUGAUCCCAGCAUUACCUAAAAUAGCGAACACAUUCGGCAAGCCACUGGCAAGCACAUUUUGGGUCAACACGGUAUACCUGUUAUUCGGCGCAACAAGUCAACUAUAUUUCACCAUGAUGAGCGAAGUCUUCAGCCACGGACCGGUGUGGAUAUUAGCCGUUCUCUUCGCGACAAUCGGAACAGGGAUCUGCAGUGGCGGCAUGAGUCUCGCUGAGUUGAUCGUCGGCCGCAUGAUACAGGGCAUUGGGGGUGGCGGCGCAAUGAGUCUCUGUUUCGUGAUAAUGACCGAGUCAGCGCCCGAAUCCAUCCACUCGCGGUAUUCAUGCUAUAUACUGCUGACACGGAUGUGCGGUGCGAUCUUGGGUCCUGUUGUCGGUGGCUUGUUUGUUGACUAUGCGCACUGGACGUGGGCGUUUUAUUUCAAUCUCAUCUUUUGUGCGCUGGGUCUGCUGGGUAUUCCUUUUGCGGUGGACUUGCGAAUCUCGAAGCAUAUCCCGCUGCGCAGAUUGCACGUUCUGGACUGGUCUGGUGCUACCCUGGCCUUGCUUGGCCUUGGGGGUAUUCUUGUUGGCCUUUCGUGGGGUGGUAGCUCUUACCGGUGGUCAGAGUGGCAGACUAUUGUUCCCAUUGCGGUGGGCGGUGCAGUACUUGUUGCUCUGGUGUUUUAUGAGUCCCAGUGGGCUUUGCAUCCGCAAUUUGGAAGGAAGGUGUUCCGGUCGAGGAUGAUGACCAUGACAUAUCUGGGAUGCUUUUUGCAUGGCUUUGUGGUCUUUUCCCACAUGCAGUUCUUCCCGCUGUACUUCAUUUCCACCCACUAUAUGUCCACGACACUUUCUGGGGUGACUUUACUCGCUAUGGUCGGGCUUGCCAUUGGACCAGCGGCAAUCGUGGGCAUGAUCCUGGCAAGAGAAUUGAGAUGUACCCAGUGGAUCAUUUCUGGUGGCUGGGUCUUGACAGCCCUUGCAAGCGGUUGUUCUAUCCUGCUGGACAAUUCAACUCCGGCCGUGGCGUGGGUGUUCUUGUUGUUCACAGCUGGUCUGGGCCAUGGUCUUUUGCUUUCGAGUUAUAAUGUUCGAAUUCAAAAUACACCCAAGGACGAGGAUACUCCACUCUCAACCCUACCGACGACCAUGUCAUAUUAUAUGAGAGCCUGGGGAUGGGCAUUUGCUGUUCCUGUUGGGGGAGUUGUCUUCUUGAACUUUUUUGGAGAUGGACUGGCAGAGGUUGGAAUGAACCCAGACCUAUUAAACUCAACGAACGGGUAUCUCAUCUUGAUGAAAGAUGUCAAUAUGACGAGCAAACAGCGGGAGGCAGUAACUGUUAUUUCGGUUGCAGCGUUUCAGGUAUUGUGGGAGGUUAUCACUGGUGCUGCAGUUCUUGGGGGGAUUUCGUCGGCUUUCUUGUGGCGAAAAAGCACAUAA
This is a messenger RNA of Penicillium soppii, 1674 nucleotides long. RefSeq lists its product as uncharacterized. Lineage: Eukaryota; Fungi; Ascomycota; Eurotiomycetes; Eurotiales; Aspergillaceae. Bases 1 to 1674 code for a protein of 557 amino acids. Gene Ontology annotation, molecular function: transmembrane transporter activity. The transcript has 3 exons. The record is from RefSeq and is a predicted model, not a curated record. Gene Ontology annotation, biological process: transmembrane transport.